GAGGGCAGUGGGCAGGCAUGCGGCACUUACAAUGACCUUGGUCCUUAGCAGUUUGACAGUUCAAACUUAGUUCAACUUCAAGUUGUCCUUGAGGGUCAUUCUCGACUAUAGUCAUGAUAACUUUGCCUGAGGCUUCACUUUUAGCGUUGUUCCUAGAGACUUUGUUCUACGGCGUAUUCUUCACUUUUUACUGGUUGGCCCUGGUCAUACUGCUUAAGAAACGUGGUAUUCAACGGGACCUCCUCAUCCCGGUAGCAACAUUGCUGCUCUGCAUUGCAACGGCUCAUCUAAUCAUCAAUUUCGUUCGAGCACUAGAGGCGUUCGUAUUCAAUGUGGAUACAAUCGGCGCGGAUGCCUACUACUCCAACCUCGCUUCACCGUUAGGACUCGCAAAAACCGCACUUUACAUUACGCAGCCCACUGUCGCUGAUAGUGUCCUUAUUUGGCGAUGCUAUGUGCUCAACAAUAGAAGCCUCUUGGUCGGCAUUCCUGGUUGUAUCGUGCUGUUGGCCAAUGGAGCGGUUGGGUACUACAUUGUCUGGUCCCUUUCUCAAGCCAUCGCAGGGUCGACCGCUCUCACCACCAUUCCUGGGUUAAUCGUAACUUUCUAUACAUUGACCAUGUUUAUUAGUAUCAUUUGUACCACUUUAAUCUCCUGGCGCAUCUGGCGCAGUCGCCAGUCCAUGUCAGACGGCUCCGCUGAUCUUUUACCCGUGAUGAUCGUCAUCGUCGAAGGCGGUGCUAUAUAUGCUACCAGUGUCCUUGCACUCCUUCUAGCAUUCUUGACAGGAUCAAACGGCGAAUACCCCGCGAUGGAUAUUGGCCCUCCUGUCGUGGGGAUCGUAUUCUGCCUCAUCAUCCUGCAAGUACACUUUCAUGUAGGUAACAACCCCCAACCCACCAGCCCACCAAAGCCCUUUACCAUUCUCUUUGGAGAGCGAGGAGAGCAGAAUGUGAGCCAUAGCAUGGAACCGAUGAUUGAGGAGACGGAGAUCAUUCGGUUUGACGUGACGCGCAGCCGACGACUCUCAGGAGAUGAUUGUUAAUUGUUUUCGAAGUUGGACCCAUUUCUGCUUUUCUGUGCGUUUACUAAUAUCCAUGUAUUGUCUUCUACUGCGAACCAGUCCAUAUCUGUCACCUCGC
Messenger RNA from Suillus fuscotomentosus, 1143 nucleotides. RefSeq lists its product as uncharacterized. NCBI's taxonomy places the organism in Eukaryota, Fungi, Basidiomycota, Agaricomycetes, Boletales, Suillaceae. The coding region runs from base 114 to 1046 and encodes 310 amino acids. The record is from RefSeq and is a predicted model, not a curated record. The transcript is spliced from 7 exons.